CUUGCACCUUCCCUUCCAUUACAAGAAGAUUUCAUUUACCACUGGAAAGCAAUCACCCAUUACUACAUAGAGACAUCAGAUGACAAAGCUCCUGUGACUGAUACCAACAUUCCUUCUCACCUGGAACAGAUGUUGGAUAUUCUAGUUCAAGAAGAAAAUGAGAGGGAAUCAGGUGAAACAGGACCAUGUAUGGAAUAUCUGCUACAUCACAAGAUUUUGGAGACACUGUACACUCUAGGAAAAGCUGAUUGUCCUCCAGGAAUGAAACAACAAGUUUUGGCUUUUUAUACAAAACUUCUUGGAAGAAUACGACAACCUCUUCUUCCCCACAUAAAUGUGCAUAGGCCAGUGCAGAAAUUAAUCAGACUGUGUGGUGAAGUUCUGGCAACACCAACAGAAAAUGAGGAAAUUCAAUUUCUCUGUAUAGUGUGUGCAAAGCUGAAACAGGAUCCAUACCUGGUCAACUUCUUCCUCGAGAAUAAGUUAAAAGCAAUGGCUUCCAAAGGAUCAGCAAGUGUAAUCACAGAAGACAUGCUAAAAGGCCAAGAUUUGUUGACAACAGACACAGAGCAGGCAGUUCAGCCCGAAGAGAUACCCAGUGGUGCUGGAGCGGAGCAAAUGGAGAAGGAAGAUGACCUGCUGCAACAGGCAGAUGAUCUCUCUUUCAGUCUGGAUGAACUGAAUGUCACAUCAUCACCUGAGUCCUCCACUGUUUGUCCAAAUCAAGACUAUAAUUUAGUGAACUCUCUACUAAACCUCACUAAAAGUCCUGACGGCCGGAUAGCGGUGAAGGCCUGCGAAGGCCUCAUGCUUUUGGUGAGUUUGCCAGAACCAGCAGCCGCCAAGUGCCUGACUCAAAACACUUGUUUAUGUGAACUGUUGACAGACAGGCUGGCCACCCUCUACAAAGCCCUUCCUCAGUCACUGGAUCCCUUGGACAUUGAAACAGUGGAGGCAAUUAACUGGGGUUUGGAUUCCUAUAGCCACAAAGAAGAUGCAUCUGCUUUUCCAGGGAAAAGGGCGUUGAUUUCGUUCCUUUCGUGGUUUGACUACUGUGAUCAACUCAUCAAAGAAGCACAAAAGACUGCUGCUGUUGCUAUGGCAAAAGCUGUGCGGGAGCGAUUUUUCGUUGAUGUUAUGGAACCCCAGCUGAUGCAAACUUCAGAGAUGGGAAUCCUCACAUCAACUGCACUAUUGCAUCGCAUUGUGCGUCAAGUGACUUCAGAUGUCUUGCUGCAGGAAAUAGUUUAUUUUAUACUUGGAGACCACAGAGAGCCAGAAACUUUAACAGAUAUCAACAGACAUCCGUUGCGACACAGGUUGAUUGAACACUGUGAUCAUAUUUCUGAUGAGAUCAGCAUAAUGACUUUACGAAUGUUUGAGCACCUUUUGCAAAAACCAAAUGAGCACAUUCUUUAUAAUUUGGUUCUGAGAAAUUUAGAAGAAAGAAACUAUACGGAAUACAAGCCUUUCUGUCAAGAAGAUAAAGAUGUGGUAGAGAACGGACAGAUUGCAGGAGCAGUAGACCUAGAGGAAGAUCCAUUAUUUACGGAUCUGUCUCCAGAUAACACAUUGUCAACUCAAGAGUGGCUCAGUGCUUCUCCACCUGUCAGUCCAGAACAUUCAAAAAAUGAUGGGAAGACUGAAGUUCAUAAAAUUGUAAAUAGUUUUCUCUGUCUUGUACCUGAUGAAGCUAAGUCAUCAUACCAUGUGGAGGGUACAGGGUACGAUACUUACCUCAGAGAUGCCCACAGACAAUUCCGGGAUUACUGUGUCAUCUGUUUACGGUGGGAGUGGCCUGGAUCUCCCAGACCUUUGGAAAAGUGCAAUUUAGAAGCAUCAUUUUUUGAAGGACACUUUUUGAAAGUCCUGUUUGAAAGAAUGGGCAGGAUUCUUGAUCAGCCCUAUGAUGUAAAUUUACAAGUUACAUCAGUGUUGUCCAAACUGGCCUUGUUUCCGCAUCCUCAUAUACAUGAGUACCUUUUGGAUCCUUAUGUAAACCUAGCUUCUGGCUGCAGGUCUCUCUUCUCUGUUAUUGUCAGGGUCGUUGGGGAUCUCAUGGUUAGAAUCCAGCGCAUCCCAGAUUUCACUCCCAAACUUCUGCUGGUCAGGAAACGCUUGCUGGGCUUGGAGCCGGAAGGGCCCAUCAUUGACCACAUGACGUUACUAGAGGGCGUGAUUGUGCUGGAAGAAUUCUGCAAAGAGCUGGCAGCAAUUGCAUUUGUGAAGUAUCAUGCCUCAUCUACACCAUAA
This is a messenger RNA of Pterocles gutturalis (yellow-throated sandgrouse), 2253 nucleotides long. It is a transcript of the gene FHIP2A, whose product is annotated as family with sequence similarity 160, member B1. The transcript is spliced from 16 exons. The record is from RefSeq and is a predicted model, not a curated record. The annotation marks the transcript as partial. Lineage: Eukaryota; Metazoa; Chordata; Aves; Pterocliformes; Pteroclidae.